UAAAGAACCAUCACUGCACGCUUCUUUUUGGUUGAAGGAAGAAUAAUAAAAUGGGCGUGUGGCAACACCUUAACACCGAAGGGAACAAUCCGCAUUGCAUCUCUCUUUUAAAAGUUUGAAACUUAAAACUUAUUCAGUCUGUAAAAUAUUAAUCAAUAAGAGAGAAAGAAACUAAGAAGAAAUGGGAGUUUUAUCAAAUAUUAUCCAAAGAGAUGAACUGAAGCCAGGCGAUCACAUCUACUCUUGGAGACACGCUUAUAUCUACGCUCAUCACGGGAUAUAUGUUGGUGAUGGAAAGGUGAUCCACUUCACUCGUGGAGCAGGUCAGGAAACUGGGACAGGAACUGUGCUAGACCGAAUUAUUUUUAGCUCCUCUCCUUCUCAUCCUUCAGAUAAUCCAUGCCCAAACUGUAUUGACCAGUCAAAGCUUGAUGGUGUCAUCUCGUCCUGCCUAGAUUGUUUCCUUGCAGGUGGGAAUCUGUACCUAUUUGAAUAUGGUGUCUCACCAGCUAUAUUUCUCGCCAAAGCCCGAGGAGGGACCUGCACACUUGCUAAAUCUGAUCCACCAGAAGAUGUCCUUUAUCGUGUUUUUUACCUCCUUGAAAAUGGCUUUGGUGUCUAUCACAUUUUCAAGAACAAUUGCGAGGAUUUUGCUAUCUAUUGUAAGACAGGUCUUCUAGUAUUCACGAGCAUCAGCGUUGGCCGAAGUGGGCAGGCAGCAUCCUUAUUAGCUGCUGUCAGUGCUGUCAUUUCUUCACCGUUGCGAUUUUUAACAACCAGCUUUAGUGGGCUGGCAGUUGUGGGUUGUGGUAUGUAUUGUGUCAGCCGAUAUGUUUCUGAUAUUGGAAUACGUCGGGAUGUAAUCAAAGUGCCAGUUGAGAGGCUUGUUUCUAGUCUUACCUUAGAAGAGCUGGAAGUUCCCGCGAAUGUGGCCACCUUAGAAUGGUCGGAAGUUCCAGCCAAUGUGGCUAAGGAACAGUAAUCAUAUUUACCAACAGCAAAUUGUGUGGACUAGUACAAGUGCAGAAAAUCAUUAGUUGUGAUACUAAAUGCAGAAAAGCAAUUCGGCUAUGAAUUUCGGUGGGUAAAUUGCAUAGCCUAUAUUAUCAAUUCUUAUUACCUGUAUUGUUGAUUCAUGGACUUUACUUUUGCUAACAGUUUAUGUUGCACUUGUGCUUCCUUCUGUACUUGGUCAAAUUAGCAAUAAAAAUCAUGUUUUAUCAUAA
This is a messenger RNA of Ricinus communis (castor bean), 1226 nucleotides long. Its product is annotated as protein LEAD-SENSITIVE 1. The record is from RefSeq and is a predicted model, not a curated record. Bases 182 to 982 code for a protein of 266 amino acids. The transcript is spliced from 2 exons. NCBI's taxonomy places the organism in Eukaryota, Viridiplantae, Streptophyta, Magnoliopsida, Malpighiales, Euphorbiaceae.